Molecule: messenger RNA, 866 nt
Organism: Scheffersomyces amazonensis
Lineage: Eukaryota; Fungi; Ascomycota; Pichiomycetes; Serinales; Debaryomycetaceae
Gene: VPS24
Product: ESCRT-III subunit protein
Exons: 2
Coding region: 145-810 (221 amino acids)
Biological process (GO): endosome transport via multivesicular body sorting pathway; protein transport; late endosome to vacuole transport
Cellular component (GO): multivesicular body; ESCRT III complex
Source: RefSeq, a predicted model, not a curated record
GACAGGAAAUACGGAGGAAAAAUUGAACUGUAUAGAAGAUAAGUAAGAACAAGAAGUGUUAUCAGUUUUAUGAAUAUAAGUUAGGGAUAAUUGGUUAUUGGUCCAAAUUACACAUAUCACUAAUAUUCAUAUAGACAAGCAAAUAUGGACUUCAUCAAGAAGACGAUAUGGGGUCCAGACCCCAAAGAACAAAUGAGAAAAAUAAAUCAAAUACUUCGAAAGAAUAAAAGAGAAUUGGAUAGAUCCAUGAAUCAGCUUCUGCCAUUGAAGAAAAAGACAGAGGGAUUGAUUAAGAAAGCUGCCAAAGAAAAAGACUAUAAAACUGCCAAAUUAUAUGCAAAAGAAUUAAUCAACGUCAAUAGACAAUAUAAUAAACUACAUCUUUCUAAAACAAGAAUAGAUUCCAUUACAAUGUCAAUUAAUGAGCAAUGGCAAAUGAAUAAAUUAACCCAGUCCUUACAUUCUCUGACUUCAGUUAUGAAAGAUGUUAAUCAAUUAGUUCAUUUAGGAGUAUUACAAGGUACAAUGCAAGAAUUAUCUAAAGAAUUAAUGAAAGCGGGUAUUAUAAAUGAAAUGAUGGAUGAUAUGGUCGAUUUGGAUUUUGAAGAUGAAGAAUUAGAAACUGAAUCUCAAGAUGAAGUUAAUAAGAUAAUCGCCGGAUUAAUGGAAGAUCAAUUCUCAAAGAUUAAUAAUGAAGUUCCGACUACCAAAUUAGAUGAAGAGCCUGAACAAGAAGCUCCAGUACAUGAAGAAGAGGAUGAAGAGGCUUUGGAUGAAAUGAGAGAGCGAUUAAGAGCUUUACAAGAAUAAAUUACAUAUUUUUAAUAUACUAAUUUUCAUAUUAUUUUUGUUCCAUGUAUAAUAUA